Molecule: messenger RNA, 2183 nt
Organism: Paramecium pentaurelia
Lineage: Eukaryota; Ciliophora; Oligohymenophorea; Peniculida; Parameciidae
Source: the annotation of a GenBank genome assembly
AUGAAAGCUUUGAUUUUAUUAGUUUUGGCUUUGAGUGCUUUUGCAUUCACUGAGCAAAUGAUGUCUUUGGAAGAAUUAGCAAAUUUUAAUGUUAAAACAAUGGAUUGCUCAAGAUCAGAUCAAUUUUCUUUCAUAGAAAAACAAAUGAAACAAUGGGAGGAUUUAUUAAUUCAUCAAAAAGCCAUUUCUCAUGAUAUCAAGAUCCUUGAAUAAAUGGAAAAAAUGUUAACAACAAAACAUCAUUCUUUCUUAGAAGCAUAAGUCUCUGUUUCAGGAAAGAAGUUGCUAAAGAAAUUACACAAAUUAGAAUUACCACUUACAAAAAGCAAAAUUGGUUUAAGCCAAGUAAAAGUCUUAAGGGAAUAAUGUCAUGCCUUAGAUUCUGAAAGUAAAUAUAAAUGAAAUAAUUAUUAUAGAUCACGAAGAUAGAGCAGCUGCCAAAAAGGAAUUAUGUAAAUUAUUGAGAGAAUAUAUAAACAGUCUUAACAAUUGUAGAUAAUAAUGCAGAAGCACUCCAAUUACAGUAAUCAAGAUCAAAGGAUAAAUUAAAGAUAUCGAAAUUAUUAGAGGAGGAUGUACAAGUAAUGGAUCUUAAACUGGUGUUAAGGUAACAUCUGAAGAUGAUGAAACUCACGAAAUUACUAUUCAUCAUCAUCACAAAGGAAAAACAACUUCUGAAACUACUUAAGCUGCUGGUUCAACUAAUUAAGAAUCAGAAACAUAAGCAGAAUCACAUGAAGGUUAAGAAAGCUAAAAUGAAUAAACUUCAGCUACUGAAACUGGAGAAACAGGUGAAGAGGAAGUGACAGAAGAAAAUACUGAAACAGCUGAAGAAACUACUUAAGCAGAGGAGGAAGCAGCAGAAGAAACAACUGAAAAAGGAGAAGAAACAACAGAANAAAAUGUUAUCAUUAAUUAUUAUUUUGAAAAUACUAAAAAUAAUUAUGAUCUUUAUUAUAUUUUAUCAUUAGACUAAUAUAAUAAUUAUGAAUUCUUUGUAAUUUAUCCUAUUUUAUCUUUAAAAUAUUAUUAUUUUUUUCUAGGUUUUAUAUUUUAAAUAAAAUAUUUUAGAAGGAAUAUUGUGAAUUCGUUUUUGUGAAUAUUAUUUUUAAUGAAAGCUUUGAUUUUAUUAGUUUUGGCUUUGAGUGCUUUUGCAUUCACUGAGCAAAUGAUGUCUUUGGAAGAAUUAGCAAAUUUUAAUGUUAAAACAAUGGAUUGCUCAAGAUCAGAUCAAUUUUCUUUCAUAGAAAAACAAAUGAAACAAUGGGAGGAUUUAUUAAUUCAUCAAAAAGCCAUUUCUCAUGAUAUCAAGAUCCUUGAAUAAAUGGAAAAAAUGUUAACAACAAAACAUCAUUCUUUCUUAGAAGCAUAAGUCUCUGUUUCAGGAAAGAAGUUGCUAAAGAAAUUACACAAAUUAGAAUUACCACUUACAAAAAGCAAAAUUGGUUUAAGCCAAGUAAAAGUCUUAAGGGAAUAAUGUCAUGCCUUAGAUUCUGAAAGUAAAUAUAAAUGAAAUAAUUAUUAUAGAUCACGAAGAUAGAGCAGCUGCCAAAAAGGAAUUAUGUAAAUUAUUGAGAGAAUAUAUAAACAGUCUUAACAAUUGUAGAUAAUAAUGCAGAAGCACUCCAAUUACAGUAAUCAAGAUCAAAGGAUAAAUUAAAGAUAUCGAAAUUAUUAGAGGAGGAUGUACAAGUAAUGGAUCUUAAACUGGUGUUAAGGUAACAUCUGAAGAUGAUGAAACUCACGAAAUUACUAUUCAUCAUCAUCACAAAGGAAAAACAACUUCUGAAACUACUUAAGCUGCUGGUUCAACUAAUUAAGAAUCAGAAACAUAAGCAGAAUCACAUGAAGGUUAAGAAAGCUAAAAUGAAUAAACUUCAGCUACUGAAACUGGAGAAACAGGUGAAGAGGAAGUGACAGAAGAAAAUACUGAAACAGCUGAAGAAACUACUUAAGCAGAGGAGGAAGCAGCAGAAGAAACAACUGAAAAAGGAGAAGAAACAACAGAAGAAACAACAGAAGAAACAACUGAAACAACAGAAGGAACAACUGAAACAACAGAAGAAACAACUGAAACUACAGAAGAAACAACUGAAACUACAGAAGAAACAACCGAAACAACAGAAGAAACAACUGAAACCACAGAAGAAACAACAUAAGAAACAGGUACAGAAUGAUUAUGU